ACGCUCGUCGUCCAGUACGAGGUCACGCUCACGGACGGGCUGUCCUGCGGCGGCGCGUACAUCAAGCUCCUCGAGGAUCCCGUCGACGUCGCCGCGUUCGACGACCAGAGCGGCUACGUCGUCAUGUUCGGGCCGGACAAGUGCGGCGGCACGGACAAGGUCCACGUGAUCCUGCGCCAGGAGAACCCCGUGUCCGGCGACGUCCUCGAGCACCACCUCAAGGACCCGCCCAAGGCCAAGACCGACAAGGCCGCGCACCUCUACAGCCUCGCGAUCCGCGCCGACGACACCUUCGUCGUCCACAUCGACGGCGAGAUCGCCGCCGAGGGGUCCCUCAUGGACUCCCUCGAGCCGCCGCUGACGCCCGAGCGCGAGGUCGACGACGAGAACGACCUCAAGCCCGAGGAUUGGGUCGACGCGGCGAAGAUCGACGACGAGAAGGCGAAGAAGCCCUUCGACUGGGACGAGGACGAGCCGCGCAAGGUCGAGGACGAGUCCGCGGAGAUGCCCGACGGCUGGCUCGAGGGCGAGCCGACGAGCGUGCCCGAUCCGGACGCGAAGAUGCCCGACGACUGGGACGUCGAGGAGGACGGCUCCUGGGAGGCGCCCGAGGUCGACAACCCCAAGUGCGGGGCGGCCCCGGGCUGCGGCCCCUGGAACCCGCCCCUCAUCGACAACCCGAACUACAAGGGCAAGUGGGUCCGCCCGAAGAUCGACAACCCGGCGUACAAGGGCAAGUGGUUCCCGAAGAAGAUCCCCAACCCCGUCUACUUCGAGCCGUCGGACCCGGCGAAGAAGCUCAAGAAGGUCGGCGCCCUCGCCGUCGAGGUCUGGACGACGAACAAGGGCAUCACCUACGACAACUUCUACCUCGGCGCGUCCGUCGACGAGGCCAAGGCCGCCGCCGAGCCCUUCUACGAGAAGAAGGCCGCGGAGCAGGCCGCCGCCGAGGCCAAGGCCGCCGCCAAGGCCGCGAAGAAGGCC
This is a messenger RNA of Aureococcus anophagefferens, 984 nucleotides long. RefSeq lists its product as hypothetical. Lineage: Eukaryota; Pelagophyceae; Pelagomonadales; Pelagomonadaceae. Gene Ontology annotation, molecular function: calcium ion binding. The transcript has a single exon. The record is from RefSeq and is a predicted model, not a curated record. The annotation marks the transcript as partial. Gene Ontology annotation, biological process: protein folding. Gene Ontology annotation, cellular component: endoplasmic reticulum membrane; endoplasmic reticulum.